This is a messenger RNA of Rodentolepis nana, 834 nucleotides long. NCBI's taxonomy places the organism in Eukaryota, Metazoa, Platyhelminthes, Cestoda, Cyclophyllidea, Hymenolepididae. The record is from the annotation of a GenBank genome assembly.
UGUCUACUUGUGGUUGGUUUGAGUAGUAUAUUAUUGAAUCCGCCUCGUUUUCAGAAUCCAGCAUUCCAAUUCGCUUAUUGGCCGCGUUACGUAGCUCGUAUGCUGCGUUUCCGAGCCAUCUACCGUGGCGAUCUACAGGGAUGGUCCUUCGAAAUGGAUCGUUCUAUGCCCUUCCAGUUACCCAAAGCCAAACCUAAUGAGUUCGCGGAGGAAAAAUGGCUGCCCGUGUGGCAUUUCUCUGAAAACCCGCCUUGGAAUAUUGCUAAUCGGUUAACCUCCUUCCCCUACAAGACGGACUGGUGUGUAAUACAUCCAGAUGGAAAGACCAAAACCAGAGAAAGGCUUACUGGAAUGCCUCCAGACCAACAGACCAUUUUUAAGGGAGACCGUGUUGGCAUUGUAAGCGCAGUUAUCAAAAUGCGCAAUCUUGUUUACGUGGAGGGUCUAAAUCCCCGUUAUCGAACUUCAGAAGACAGUGGUCAGCUCUUGUUCGAUGAAAACUAUCUUAAAAUAAAUGAGGAGGUUGCUCUAAUUGAUCCAGCGGACAGGACACCCUGUGAGGCAGUAUGGCGUUACGAAGCCCAGGGAAACCGGGUUCGAGUCUCCAAACGCAGUGGGCGUAUUCUACCCCUUCCAGCAGCUGCGCGCAUCCUUGAUGAUCUAACAGACCCUUUGUCUGCUGAUUCGGGUGAUAAAGAUACUCCCUCGGAGGUUGUCACUAAAGCGACUGUGGAUUUUUUCUCACCAGAGAAGUUAGAAACCUUCGAGCAGGAACUAACCCGUAUUUACGCCCCGCAAGAAAAGCGAGAACGAAUGCCUACUUAUUGGUAUUAA